CCCUCACUCGGUCUCCCCACAAACCAGGCGCAAAAGAAUUUUAGUUUCUUAUCCAUUAUCGUUCAAAAAGAUAGAUAGACAGACAGUGCACAGCAACCAUAUACUUAUGGCUUGCAGUAGUAUGCAAAGUUUUUUUCUUGGCAGCCAUGCAUGUCCAGUCUCUGGACAUUUCACGCUUAAGAGAAAGAUUGGCCAUUCCUCCGUGAACUGUGCACAUGUUCUUGAUGGCCACGGUACUUUGGCUGCUGAUUGCAUACCAGUAGAAACAACUCAUUUUGGUACUUUAAAGAGAUCUUUCACAGAGAGGAAAUUUGAAAUUGAGGAUAGGGAACUAGGGAAUGGAAAAUUCGGGAGGUUCGGGGGUAAGUUUGUCCCCGAAACAUUGAUGACUUGUUUGAACAACCUUGAAACUGAAUUCAAGUCGGUUCUGCGUGAUUCUGAGUUUCAGGCAGAGCUGGCAACAGCACUGAGAGACUAUGUUGGGCGUGAGACACCACUAUAUUUUGCUAAAAGGCUAACAGAGCAUUACAAGAACGAAAAUGGAGAAGGUCCAGAGAUAUAUCUAAAGAGAGAAGAUCUAAACCAUGGUGGAGCACACAAGAUCAACAACGCCCUAGCCCAGGCGAUGAUCGCCAAACGCAUGGGCAGGACAAGCAUCGUGGCGGCCACCGGUGCCGGACAACACGGCGUCGCCACCGCGGCUGCAUGUUCCAAACUCUCUUUGGACUGCACCAUCUUCAUGGGAACCAAAGACAUAGAAAAACAAUAUUCUAAUGUUGUUUUAAUGGAGCUUCUAGGUGCUCAGGUUAAAUCCGUGCAUGGAAACUUUAAGGAUGCGACUUCGGAAGCCAUAAGGAACUGGGUGGGUGACUUGGAAAGCAACUAUUACCUAUCUGGUACAGUUGUGGGGCCCCAUCCAUGCCCCACCAUGGUACGAGAAUUCCAAUCGGUGAUAGGAAAGGAGACAAGGAAGCAAGCGAUGGAGAAGUGGGGAGGGAAACCGGAUGUGCUAGUGGCUUGUGUGGGAAGUGGGUCCAACGCAUUGGGAUUGUUCCAUGAAUUCUUAGACGACCAAGAUGUGAGGUUGGUUGGGGUUGAGGCUGGUGGCUUUGGGUUGGAUAGUGGUCUUCACUCUGCAACUUUGGCUAGAGGAGAAUUGGGUGUGUAUCAUGGAGCAAUGUGUUAUUUGUUGCAAGAUGAUGAUGGACAGAUUGUGGGACCGCACUCAAUUGGUGUGGGGCUGGAGUACCCAGGGGUGAGCCCAGAGCUGAGUUUUCUAAAAGACGCAGGUCGAGCAGAAUUUUAUACUGCCACAGAUGGUGAAGCUCUGGAAGCAUACAAACUUUUGUGUAGAAUGGAAGGCAUAUUCCCAUCCUUGGAAGCCUCACAUGCAUUGGCAUUUUUGGAAAAACUAUGUCCUACAUUACCAAAUGACACAAAAGUGAUCGUAAAUUGUAGUGGUCGCGGAGACAAGGACGCUGCAACUGUUCUCUCCAGCCUUAAAUCCAAUAAUUGAUUACCUCCAACCAACCAAAAAUCCGGAGCUUCUGUUUUUCCCCCUUUUUUUUUAUUUUAUUUUAUCCCAUCAAUGUCCAUUAAUGAUGCAAUAGCACCUUAUUUAAAAAUAUUAACAAAUAAAUAAAAUAAACCAAAUGAAAAUGAAAUAAGAAGCAGUGAGAAUCUAUUAGUAAUUGAAUAAAAAUGGGACGAGAAGAUUUGGAUGUGGAUGUGUCUAACCAUAAUCUCGGCGAGAAGGAAGCCAGCUAGCGGAAACGAAGCGUAGUUCGAACGUCUUUGAGGCUUGACUAGAGAGUCGAUUCAAACUUGUAUACUUAUGUAUUAGGGAAAUGACUAACAAAGUACGAUGUAUACUAUUUUUUUUUUUAUAUGAAAAAUUUUAAUUGAGUUUUUAAA
Messenger RNA from Ziziphus jujuba (common jujube), 1914 nucleotides. Its product is annotated as tryptophan synthase beta chain 1. The coding region runs from base 107 to 1516 and encodes 469 amino acids. Gene Ontology annotation, molecular function: tryptophan synthase activity. Lineage: Eukaryota; Viridiplantae; Streptophyta; Magnoliopsida; Rosales; Rhamnaceae. The transcript has 5 exons. The record is from RefSeq and is a predicted model, not a curated record. Gene Ontology annotation, biological process: L-tryptophan biosynthetic process. Gene Ontology annotation, cellular component: cytoplasm.